Molecule: messenger RNA, 996 nt
Organism: Triplophysa rosa
Lineage: Eukaryota; Metazoa; Chordata; Actinopteri; Cypriniformes; Nemacheilidae
Product: lysosomal acid lipase/cholesteryl ester hydrolase-like
Exons: 3
Coding region: 137-457 (106 amino acids)
Source: RefSeq, a predicted model, not a curated record
GGUGAGUAAAUGAUGAAAGAACUUGUUAAGACAGGCAUUUUAUCUCAGUGUUGCUGGAAAUGAUUUGUUCUUGUGCCUACAGAGCAGAACUCCGGUGUACACAACACACUGCCCAGCCGGAACCUCGGUGCAGAACAUGGUUCACUGGGCUCAGGGAGUGAAAACUGAUAAACUGACAGCGUACGAUUAUGGAAAAGCUGGAAAUAUGGCACAUUAUAAUCAGUCGACCCCUCCUGUGUACAACAUACAGGACAUGAUGGUACCCACGGCUCUGUGGUCUGGUGGGCACGACACGUUAGCAGAUCCUCAGGACGUGGCUUUGCUGCUUACACAGAUACCAAAACUGGUGUAUCACCGCAACAUUGAACACUGGGAGCAUCUGGAUUUCAUUUGGGGUUUGGAAGCCCCACAGGAGAUGUACAACAAAAUGAUAGAAAUGAUGAGGGAGCACGUAUGACAAGGACAUUCCGUUUUAACAUCAGGUUUUAUCAGCAGCUUUCGCUUUUAGCAUUAAUUCUAACAUUUUGUCUUGUUUGUAUGUGUCCUCUGAGCAAAAACUAAUGUUCUACCUCUCUGUGCUGUAAGCAAAUUAACUUUUUGUUUUAGGUGCUGGUAACCCAGCCUUAAUUUUUUACGAAUGUUCUUGCAAACCUGUCCGAGCUUUUGAGUUUGUUAGCCAAAUACAGAUUUUUACAGUUGUGAUGAUCAGUUCUCGCCUACUGUGUUGUUAAAGGAAUUUAAAAGGAAAUGCACCUGUUCAUCCUAGCUUGUACUAACCACUACUAGAUAAUCUGGCUGUACUGUACCGUUUUAUGCCCUUGUCAUGCAAUUGAAACGUUUGAUUUUGCUCAUUUGCUUUUACAGAUGGUUAAUAGUUAAAAAAAACUGUAAUGUUUAUAAACCAUGACAAAAAAACCCAAUAAACAUGAAACAGACAUGUAAUAAUAAAUAGCCUAAAGUAGCUUCCAUGGUCCACUUUUUUUGUGAGAUUUAAAC